ACGGCUCGUCAGCAUCGCCAGAAAGCCGUACCCGGCUGCUCUGCGCUGACGCUCCCUCUUCUUAAAGACUAGACGUCUAGUCUCCUCUUUCCUCUCUUCUUUCUCUUUCACUGUCGUUGCCAUCGCAGCCGCCAUGUCUUCCUCCGCAUCUGCUUCGUCUUCCACUACGCUGCCCCGAGAUGCUCCCUUCCUCAUCGUAGGAGGCGGCGUCUACGGUGCCUCAACGGCGCUGGCCCUCACUCGUGCCGGCUACACCAACGUCACUGUUCUCGAGCGCUCUGCUGACGGGCACUGCGCUUCUGAUGCGGCCUCCAAUGACCUCAACAAGGUCGUGCGAGCAGACUACAGCGACCUCAAUUUUCUCUCCCUCGCAAAGGAGGCCAUCAGCCAAUGGCGCCAGGACCCCAUCUUCUCGCCCUACUUCCACGAGAAUGGUUGCCUUUACCACUCUGGCGUGGGAGCCGACGCCAAUUCGCCGCGAUUCCACACUCACGUUGAGCGUGGAGUCCGCCUUGCCUCGCGCAGCGAGGAUGCCAUGCUCGAGCUCGCCCGCAAGGACACGCCCCUUCCCCCAGUCGCAUACCCCAUCAAGGAGGACAAGGAUGUCCUCACCGCUUUCCCUCCCGCUCUCAAGACGAAGCUCGGCCAUGGCCUGACAAAGUUUGGCGUCAGUCAGACGGGCUACUUCAACCCGCGUGGAGGCUGGGCAGAGGCUAACACCGCCACUCGCUCGGCGCUCAACGAGGCGCAGCGUCUAGGCGCCAAGCUGGUAGGCAACGCCCUUGUCACUGAGCUGAUUCUGGACGGCAAGAAGACAAAGGGAGUCAAGACGGCAGACGGCCGCACCUUCAUGGCUGAGAACACAAUCAUUGCUGCCGGCUCGUGGUCGCGCAUCCUCCUCGAGAAGCUUUUGCCCAACUCGUCCGUAUCCGGCAAGCUCGCUCCUGCCUCCCACUCGGCGCAGUGCGUCUUGAUGCUCAAGCUCACUCCCGAAGAGUGCGCCGCCUUCGCCAACGGGCCUAUCAUCACCAAUCUCGGCACGGGAUUCUACGUCUUCCCUCCCAACCCCGACGGCAUCCUCAAAGCCGCCAUCCAUGGUGAUGAUGGCUUUGCCAACCCUGCUCCGAGCUUCGAGCCGCAGUGGUCCGAGAAUGGCCCCUUCCCCUCGUUCAAGGACGGCACCGAGGCCUCGUUCAACGGCGCCCGCCAGCCUACAAAGCACGGCAAGUCCAACUCGGUCACCUACGUGCCAGAGGACAAGGCUGAGCAGAUGAUGGUACAGCUCUUGCGCCUCUACCCCUUCCUGAGCAAUGUCGACCGCUCGAGGAUCUCGUCUCGCAUCUGCUGGUACUCGGACACCCACGACGAGAACUGGAUCAUCGACGAGCACCCUGACGUGGAGAACCUAGUAGUCGCAGGUGGUGACUCGGGACACGGCUUCAAGUUCCUUCCCAACAUUGGCCGACUGAUCGCCUCUCGCGUGCGUGGUGGAGUCGCCUCAAUGGCGCCCCUGACUGAGCACCAGAAGAAGGUCUUCUCAUUCAAGCAUCACAUGGAGCUCGCCGAAAGGGCAGCCAGGGGAGAAAAGAUCCAGACGGCCGAUUCUGCUAGGAGCCAUGGUGGUGACCCGGCGGCUGCGAACCCCAACUGGAGCAAGGGCCCAGCGUUCACUAUCCCUCAGGCGAGGUUGUGAGCGUGUGAGCCGUUUUGGCCGUGUGGACUUUGUCUUCUUCUGUCAUCUGUCUAUAAGCGUGGUUCAGCGUGGGUAUCUGAUUUGGUUUUCAAUGUUAUCACCCAUCAAGCAUGAAAUGAGACGGGCUUGCGUGUGCGAGUCGUCCGCCUUCAAGCAGCAAAGGAACGUUGGGAAAGCGAUGUCGAUCGAAGAACAUCAAGAUGCGGGGGCCAAGCCUGGCCAAUCCGCCCUCCCCAUGUCGAGC
Molecule: messenger RNA, 1937 nt
Organism: Jaminaea rosea
Lineage: Eukaryota; Fungi; Basidiomycota; Exobasidiomycetes; Microstromatales
Product: FAD dependent oxidoreductase
Exons: 1
Coding region: 134-1693 (519 amino acids)
Molecular function (GO): proline dehydrogenase activity; flavin adenine dinucleotide binding; L-pipecolate oxidase activity
Source: RefSeq, a predicted model, not a curated record